AUGCAAGCAUUAAACACUUCAAAGUAUAGAGGAGUACUCUCGCUUCUCCAAUCCUAAGCUAGAAGAAACUUCUCCAUAGUAGCUCCUUCAGCCAAACUUGUCUUCAUAGAUCAUCCUAGAUAUGGCAAGGUCUAUCCUGUUGUUUGUAUCAAUGAGAAGGAGCAUUACUUUAAGACUGCUAAAUUGGGUUGCUUCGCAAGUUCAGUUGUCAAUACAUCGAUCAUAUAUCAACUUUUUAUUCAGCCAAUUUUUAUCCCCACUGUAGCCUCAGUGAUAUGCAACCCUCUUUUUUUCUUACCAUCAUUCAUGAUGAACUACGUGAUGUGGGCUAAGUACUACAUUUUUUUCUACAACAGAUCAUUUCUCGUGAAUAUGUAUUUAAAGCCAAAUGGAAGGCAAAUUAUUGUGGAAACUCUUGAUGGAGAGUCGAAGGUGAUCAACAACAUGGAUAUAUUUAAAGCAGAACCUAUUAAUACCAGAUUUAGCAAUAGAAUUGACUUUUAUCAUGGAGCUAAUAACUAUAUAUUCAUUCAUGGAAACUCGCAUGCCUUUGAUAAUCAAAUCUUAACUGCAGUCUUGACCAAUAACUUCGUAGAUGUAAAUAAUGUUGCCUAUGACUAUGAUGUUACCAAGGAAUUCACCUGGGAUUUCAAAGAACUUGUUGAGAUUAAGAAACGCAGAACUAUUCUUAAUAGAUUUUAUAAACCAACUUUGAAGGUAUUGCAUAGUUUAAAGAAUGCCAAGCAAUACGAAUAAAACAAAAAAGAAGGAGUGUUAAAGGCAAAUAGGAAAGUCAUAAAGCCCUAUCAAGUGUUCUCAUUCUUUCCAGAUCAAUAUGAGAAAGAUGCCAUUAAGUAGCAAUAGAUCGAUAAAUAUGAGCUUCAAAGAAACUUUGCUGGCUCUAAAAAUUACUAGGAAUUAGAACAAAAAAAGAUCAAAACCAGUAAAACAGAGUCUCUAGGAAGAAGAGUUUAAAACAUUCCCAAGUCUCUACAUUUGUCCAAAUGA
This is a messenger RNA of Stylonychia lemnae, 1008 nucleotides long. Lineage: Eukaryota; Ciliophora; Spirotrichea; Sporadotrichida; Oxytrichidae. The record is from the annotation of a GenBank genome assembly.